Messenger RNA from Rotaria sp. Silwood2, 225 nucleotides. Lineage: Eukaryota; Metazoa; Rotifera; Eurotatoria; Philodinida; Philodinidae. The record is from the annotation of a GenBank genome assembly.
AUGACAUCAACAAAUUCUGUAUCAGCUACAGCAUUAGCUGAACAAAAUGCUGAAGAUACUUAUGAACAAUAUGAAAAAUAUUUACAUGCUGGAAGUGGUGGUAAACAACGCAGUAAAAUAGAAGUGGAAUUAAAUUCUCAACGUCAUGAUGCUGGUGGCGAUACAAGAAAGAUUGUUACCGCAAUGGCUAAUAAUGAAAAAAACCGACUACAUGGGCAUAAAUGA